AAAAGCCCCGCCCCUCGACCGGCCGCAGCGGGUAAGGCGGUCGCAGCGCAGCGCGGCGGCGGAUUGGACGACUGGGUAGGGUUCCUGGAGUCGCGUUUGACUCAUCGGUUCCGCGGCGUCGGCGCUUGUUGUGUGCGUCACUUCCGGGUGGCGCGGGACGGAGUGGCCAACGGUCUGCAAAGCAACAUGCCUAAGUUUUAUUGUGACUACUGCGACACAUACCUCACCCACGACUCUCCAUCUGUGAGAAAGACACACUGCAGUGGUAGGAAACACAAAGAGAAUGUGAAAGACUACUAUCAGAAAUGGAUGGAAGAGCAAGCCCAGAGCCUGAUCGACAAAACAACUGCUGCAUUUCAGCAAGGAAAGAUUCCUCCUACUCCAUUCUCUGCUCCUCCUCCUGCAGGGGCGAUGAUUCCACCUCCCCCUAGUCUCCCGGGUCCUCCUCGCCCUGGUAUGAUGCCAGCACCCCAUAUGGGGGGCCCUCCCAUGAUGCCAAUGAUGGGCCCUCCUCCUCCUGGGAUGAUGCCAGUGGGACCUGCUCCUGGAAUGAGGCCGCCUAUGGGAGGCCACAUGCCAAUGAUGCCUGGGCCCCCAAUGAUGAGACCUCCCGCCCGUCCCAUGAUGGUACCCACUCGGCCAGGAAUGACUCGACCAGACAGAUAAGGAGAGACAGGAACCUCUUUAUAUCCAUUUUAUAUUACUUGUUCUUCACCAGGAGAUCAUGGUGCUGUGACUCUGGGUGUUUUCUAACAGCAUGACAAGGAAGACUUGCUCCCCCUUCCUAUCAAACAGAGAAUAGUUUUUGCAAGGGAGUAGUGGGACAAAAAAAAAAAAGCAAUUUCCAUUUGUAUCGUGAAAUGUGAAAAUAAAAUUGUCAACUGUUUUAGUUAAAAAUGUGUUCCCUUUUUUCUCCCCUCUGUAUUCCUUGUGCAUCAUAAAAGAGAUGAGUAUUCCAGUUGUAUUUCUCUAACUCAUUCUCUCUUUAGCAUGCCCUCUUCUGCAUGACAUUUUUUCCCCCUUAGCUAUGGAGUGAGUCCCUUUGGACACCCUGCCUUUAUUUAGUAAAGUUUUCAUGUGCAAGAUUUGGUAAAUCUAACACUUGUAGAGCUUUUUGUUGAUUAAAAUAAUAAAUAGCACAAUUGGUUACUUUUUCACAUGAACAGCAUUUGGGGUAGUAAGUGGAAAAUUUUAAGUCUUCUGCUGAAGUAGGGAAAAAGACUUUUCAGUGUGUGCAUGUCAGCUAAAGAUGGCAAGAAUGGCCUUAACCUCAGCUUCUCGUUUCUCUUAGUUCCUCUUUUUCAUGGGUUUCAAUAAUCAGAAAACUUUCUAAUAGCCAUGGUAAAAUUAUGCAGAUUUCCAUGGUACAGAAGUUGUCUACAGAAUGUCAUUUGUUAUAUCACUGGGCUACUAAGUGGGAUAUUUUCAGAGCAACAUUUAGAAAGUAAGUCAUUGGCUGUUCGUAUUCAGUUUGAUGUAAAAUCUGAACUGCUAUUUCGCAUUGCAAAUGGGAAUAAAAAUUGUAAUCUUUGGGGAGGGCAGUUUAGCAAUAUCUAUCAAAAUUACCUUUGAUUUAACAUUUCCAUGCCUAGGAAUUUAUUCUACAGAUAGACUGGCGUAUGUACAAAAUAACAUGUACAAGAUUAUGAGUUGUAGCAAAAGAUUGGCAAUAACAUACGUGUCCAUCGAAGGGGCCUGAUUUAUCAAGUAUGAUAAAUCUACCAAAUGGCAUAUACUAGGCAUGUUAAAAUAGAAUAAAGAAGCUCUCUGUGGGGAAAGAUCUCCAAGAUACACAUUGUUUUGAACCUUGAUUUGUUCAAAAUGUAUUAUUCACUGCUGUUCUUAUUUAAAGGAAAUAUCUAUGUACGUGUGUACGCAUAAAGGAUCUUUGGAAGGACAUAAAAGCAACUGGUAAUACUGGUUGCCACUGAAGAGUAGGUGGGUGGCUGGGGGACGGGGAUGAGUGAGAAAGGCUUGUCAUCUUUUUGUAUCUUUUGGAUUUUGAAUCAUGACAUGUAAAACAAAACGGGGGGCUCCUGGGUGGCUCAGUUGGUUAAGUGUCCAACUUCUGCUCAGGUCACGAUCUCAUGGUUCGUAGGUUCAAGCCCCGUGUUGGGCUCUGUGCUGACACCUCAACCUGGAGCCUGCUUUUGAUUCUGUGUUUUCCUCUUUCUUUGCUCCUCCCCUGCUUAUGCUCUCUCUCUGUCUCUGUCUCUCAAAAAUAAAUAAACAUUGGAAAAAAUAAAACUAUCUUUGCCAUCUGA
Molecule: messenger RNA, 2264 nt
Organism: Acinonyx jubatus (cheetah)
Lineage: Eukaryota; Metazoa; Chordata; Mammalia; Carnivora; Felidae
Gene: SNRPC
Product: small nuclear ribonucleoprotein polypeptide C
Exons: 6
Coding region: 187-666 (159 amino acids)
Biological process (GO): mRNA splicing, via spliceosome; spliceosomal snRNP assembly; mRNA 5'-splice site recognition
Cellular component (GO): U1 snRNP; nucleus
Molecular function (GO): zinc ion binding; pre-mRNA 5'-splice site binding
Source: RefSeq, a predicted model, not a curated record